CCACGCACAGCAGAUGAAUGGCUCGGCCGAUAGCUCACCAGCUGGCACACACCGGUACAGUACAAGCUGUGUGUCGGAGCUCUGUGAAGCGGACACUGUAAGUAAGUAAUCAACGCUCCGAAGAGAAGAGACUAAUUGACUGUACAUUUAGCUGCACACAUACAAACAAAUACGUCAGUCAACAUCGAUCAGUCUCACACGUGUGCACCCCCUCCAGGCCUGUACACGCCCAUAUAUCUGCGGCUGCACUCGCAGCACAUUCACCAGCCACACACAACCCCCUCGACGACGAGCUGGCCGAGCUCCUUCGUUAACGACCAGUGGCUAGCUGCCCUUCAGCUUCCCCCUUUGUGUCGGCCGCUUCUCUUCCGCCACCAAGUGAUAGUUUCGGAACAGCUCUUGGGGGGCGAAACACUCGCGGAAGUUCUCCCACACGCCUGACAUACACACAUGCAUAAGACAACACGCGCAACGCAACCCAGUAAUCCAUCGGUUGUGUUCAUGGAAUGGUAAGGGUUCCUCGUCUGUCUCCGUCUCAUCCACUGACUGACUGACCACUGACCUUUGUCGUAUAUGUUCUGGAUCUGGUCUGGCCGCUCGCCGCUGAGCUCCAGACGCCGCCUGAAGGAGUCAGAGACACACACGGAUAUGAUGCGCAGGCAGGGCUGGCGAUCUGGGUGCUCCACUGAUCGACUGACCUCUCGUUGCGAUACUUGAAGGUCUCGUUGGUCGUCACGUUCGCAGCGACCUGCCGUAAGAAGGAUGGCACACGUCGCGGGGUGUCAGUGUGUCGUGGGGGGUGCGUGUGCCCGGCCAACCGACCAGGAAGAGAUGGUAUGCGGUGAAUGCCACGAGGACAGCCGACAUGAUGAUGCACAGCAGCGUCACGAACAUCAAUAUGGCGUUGUUCGCCAACAUGUACUGACGUCCAUCGACACACAGAGAGACAGAGAGAGAGGGAUGGCUACCGACGGCAGGACAAGAAGAAGAAAUGGCCUCUUCGUGCCGACUGACCUGGAAAACGAUUGAGUACGAGGCAGAGAAUCGCUCUCCUGUGACGGCAUCGACAUACACAGCUGCAAACACGCACACAAGGACAGACAGGUCUGCCCUCCCCUCCCCUCCUCUCUCUUGGCACAACCGGUCCACGCACCCACAGCCACCACACCCGUACCUUGGAACAGCUGCCUCUCUAUGAUCUGUCCCAGCAAGAUCAAUACACCUUUAAAGCAGCGCAGCCACAGACAGCAAGAUGAACAAGAUAUCACUCACUCACGGUGCACAUGCCUUCUGUGCUGGCCGAGUGUGGUCGGUGUGUGUGUGUGCGUGUACGUGUGUGCGUGGUUGCGUACCGACGAGGGAUCCAUACACACAGAGGAAAGCGUGUGUGAGGAGGAAGUAGAUGAACCACCGGUGGUUGCCCUCGCCCACACAGUUGCCUAUCCACACACAGUGAUGGUCAAACCUGCUCAAACAGAAGGUCCACCCACAAACACAGCACUACUCCCGCCUCUCUGCCUGGGCGUCUGGGUCUCUCUGUCUCUGUGUGACUGACCUGACGACGCACACGUCGCACAUGCUGCAGUGUUUUGACCGUGCUGGUUUGAGGGUAUCGCAGGUCGGGCACUUCUUGCCUUCAACAAAGAUCACCCCGUCAUAGGGAAACUGGGACACACACGCCUUCUCGUUGGCCCUAUGCACAAUCCCUACACACACAAAGGGGGCGGAAGGAAAUGGGGUAUGUGUGCUGCAUUCACAUGCCGUUCAUACGGACCUGGGUCUUUGAGAGAUGCAAUAGCAAAGGUGAACAGGCACACAGCGAAGGCAACCAGGCCGCCCCACCUGCAGCGCAACAGUGUGUGUCUUCCCAUGCACCCUGCCGGCUGUGGUGCAUUGCAUAGCUGAGUGUCUGCUCGCUCACUUGUGGGCGCCACUGAUGAGCGGCCCGGGCAUGUACGGGUAGCCUGAUGGACAGACAGACAGACAGACAGGCACAGAUCUCAUGCAGGAAUCGACCGCCUGUGUGUGGCAGGGGUCCGCUCACCGAAAGUGACGAAAGCAAAGUACCCCCCAACCACUAUAAACAAGUAAAAGAUCUGCACCACACACACACACACACACACAAUGAGCAAGUAGCACGGCACUGCAUUGACAUUGACCUGUAUAGAGGGGUUGUUUUUGUAGAGCAGGUAGUGCAUCCACGAGUCGACCACCUCGGUGCCCUUGUCGCCGAAGAGCACCUUCAGCGUGCUCUUGAACGCCCACGGCACGCCGAUGCACACGCACCUGGUGAUGAUGUCGAUGCACGUAGAGCCUUCGGGGUCGCCGCAGCACAGGAUCAUGGCGGCGAAGCCGCAGAUAGAUAGAUAGGUGAUUAUCCACAGCCACCAAGCCAUCUGCUGAUGCGAUGAAGAAGCCAAGAUCUGAAGCUCAGGCUGUCAAGAGAAGGCUACCUCACGGCUGGCUGAGGCGUAAUCUCACGCGUAAUCUCAACACUCCUCUCUGCGUGAAGAAGU
Molecule: messenger RNA, 2516 nt
Organism: Vitrella brassicaformis
Lineage: Eukaryota; Vitrellaceae
Source: the annotation of a GenBank genome assembly